Messenger RNA from Fundulus heteroclitus (mummichog), 1954 nucleotides. RefSeq names its product WD repeat-containing protein 7-like. Gene Ontology annotation, cellular component: cytoplasm. Gene Ontology annotation, molecular function: protein binding. The record is from RefSeq and is a predicted model, not a curated record. Lineage: Eukaryota; Metazoa; Chordata; Actinopteri; Cyprinodontiformes; Fundulidae.
GUGGCUGAUCAGCUGACCCGUCGGAGCUGUUUGUCGGUAGGACAAGCUAGCCGAAGCGGCGCAGAGAAACCGUGUUUUUUGUUGUAACCAACCGCAGUAGGAGUCGCGUUUGUGAAAGCCUCCGGCUUUUCGGAGAUGUCCCAGUAGGACGUUGGUUUCUGAUAAGUCAGCGUCAUGUCGGGGAACAACCUGGUCCUGCCCAUCGUGCUGUGGGGGCGCACGGCUCCCACCCACUGCAUCAGCAGCCUGCUGGUGAUGGACGACUUCAGCACCAUCAUCACCGGCUGCCAUGACGGCCAGAUCUGCCUGUGGGACAUGACGCCGGAGCUGCAGAUCUGUCCCAGGGCGAUGCUCUUCGGUCACACGGCCUCCAUCACCUGCCUGGCCAAAGCCAGCGCCAGCAGCGACAAGCAGUACAUCGUCAGCGCCUCAGAGAGCGGGGAGAUGUGUCUGUGGGACGUCAACGACGGACGCUGCAUCGAGUUCACCAAGCUGGCCUGCGCCCACACCGGCAUCCAGUUCUACCAGUUCACCAUCGGCACUCAGAAGGAGGGCCGUCUGCUCUGCAACGGCCACUAUCCUGAGAUCCUGGUGGUGGACGCCACCAGCCUGGAGGUGCUCUACUCCCUGGUCUCCAAGAUCUCCCCAGACUGGAUCAGCUCCAUGAGCAUCAUCCGCUCCCAUCGCACGCAAGAGGACACGGUGGUGGCCGUAUCAGUGACGGGGAUCCUGAAGGUCUGGAUGAUAACCGCCGAGGUCAGCAAGAUGCAGGACCUGGAUCCGGUCUUUGAGGAGGAGUCCAAACCCAUCUACUGCCAGGGCUGCCAGAGCAUCUCCUUCUGCAGCUUCACCCAGAGCAGCCUGCUGGUGGUCUGCUCCAAGUACUGGCGGGUGUUCGACGCCGGCGACUACUCGCUGCUCUGCUCCGUGCCCAGCGACAGCGACCAGGCGUGGAGCGGAGGCGAGUUCAUCGCAGCCGAUAAGGUCAUCGUCUGGACCGAGGACGGCUGCAGCUACAUCUACAAGCUGCCAGCCAGCUGUCAGUCUGCCAGCGAGCAUUUCCGCAGCGACGUGGGCAGAACCAAGGAAGGAUCCAUCCCCCCGCUGAUCUACAGCAUCGCCGGCCGCUCAGACAAGCAGCUCCUGAUCUGUCCUCCUGUGACUCGGUUCUUCUUUGGCCGCCGGGAGCCCUUCCACAAGCUGCUGGUCCAGGGAGACUCGGCCGGCCGCCUGUCGCUGUGGAGCGUCCCGCCAUCCACACCUCCACAGCCGACUGCGAGUCCACCAGAGCUGCAGGUGUCGUCCACCGUCAGCCUGCAGGAGGCCUUCGAUAAGCUGGCUCCCGUCUCCUCGGGGAUCAUCGAUCAGCUCAGCGUCCUGCCCAGCAGGGAACAACCCAUCAAGGUCACGGCCAGCGUCUACAUCCCGUCUCAGGGUCGGCUGGUGUGCGGCAGAGAGGACGGCAGCAUCGUCCUCGUCCCCGCCACCCAGACGGCCAUCGUGCAGCUGCUGCAGGGGGAGCACAUGCUCCGCAGAGGCUGGCCCCCCCACCGCACCCUGCGGGGCCACCGGCACAAGGUGACCUGCGUCCUCUACCCGUACCAGGUGUCCCCCCGGUACGACCAGCGCUCCCUGGUGUCGGGAGGAGUGGACUUCUCCGUCAUCGUCUGGGACAUCUUCACCGGAGAGAUGAAGCACAUCUUCUGCGUCCACGGAGGGGAGAUCACGCAGCUCAUCGUCCCGCCGGAAAACUGCAGCACCCGGGUGCAGCACUGCGUCUGUUCGGUGGCCAGCGACCACUCUGUGGGGCUGCUCAGUCUGCGGGAGAGGAAGUGCAUCAUGCUGGCGUCCCGGCACCUGUUCCCCAUCCAGGUCAUCAAGUGGCGCCCGGCCGACGACUACCUGGUGGUGGGAUGCUCAGACGGCUCCGUCUACGUCUGGCAGAUGGAUACAG